Messenger RNA from Merops nubicus (carmine bee-eater), 1939 nucleotides. RefSeq names its product succinate dehydrogenase complex, subunit A, flavoprotein (Fp) (gene SDHA). Gene Ontology annotation, molecular function: flavin adenine dinucleotide binding; electron transfer activity; succinate dehydrogenase (quinone) activity. Lineage: Eukaryota; Metazoa; Chordata; Aves; Coraciiformes; Meropidae. The record is from RefSeq and is a predicted model, not a curated record. Gene Ontology annotation, biological process: mitochondrial electron transport, succinate to ubiquinone; tricarboxylic acid cycle. The annotation marks the transcript as partial. The transcript has 14 exons.
UGGCCCGCGGCCGGCCCGGCCCUGGCGCGCAGCCUGCACUUCACGCUCCACGGGAAGAGGAACGCCUCCGCCAAGGUCUCCGAUGCGAUUUCUACCCAGUAUCCUGUAGUGGACCAUGAAUUUGAUGCAGUUGUUGUGGGUGCAGGAGGAGCGGGGCUGCGGGCUGCUUUUGGUUUGUCAGAAGCUGGAUUUAAUACAGCAUGUGUCACAAAGCUGUUUCCCACCAGAUCUCAUACUGUUGCUGCACAGGGCGGGAUCAAUGCUGCUCUGGGAAACAUGGAGGACGAUAACUGGAGGUGGCACUUCUACGACACGGUGAAGGGCUCUGACUGGCUGGGCGACCAGGACGCCAUACACUACAUGACGGAGCAAGCCCCGGCUGCGGUGAUAGAGCUGGAAAACUACGGGAUGCCCUUCAGCAGGUCCGAGGAAGGAAAGAUCUAUCAGCGUGCGUUCGGGGGACAGAGUCUUCAGUUUGGCAAAGGAGGACAGGCUCACAGGUGUUGUUGCGUUGCAGACAGGACAGGACACUCCCUGUUACACACUCUGUAUGGCAGGUCUCUAAGAUACGACACAAGCUACUUUGUAGAGUAUUUUGCCUUGGACCUGCUUAUGGAGAAUGGUGAAUGUCGUGGUGUUAUUGCCCUGUGCAUAGAAGAUGGCACUAUACACCGUUUCAGAGCAAAGAACACUGUCAUUGCCACUGGUGGGUACGGCCGCACUUACUUCAGCUGUACAUCUGCUCAUACAAGUACUGGUGAUGGCACUGCUAUGGUCACACGAGCUGGGCUUCCUUGCCAGGACUUAGAAUUUGUACAGUUUCACCCUACAGGUAUCUAUGGAGCCGGCUGCCUUAUAACGGAAGGAUGUCGUGGGGAGGGAGGUAUCCUAAUUAACAGCCAGGGUGAAAGAUUCAUGGAGAGAUACGCGCCUGUUGCCAAGGAUCUGGCUUCCAGGGACGUGGUGUCUCGAUCUAUGACCAUAGAGAUCCGUGAAGGAAGGGGUUGUGGUCCUGAAAAAGACCAUGUGUACUUGCAAUUGCACCACCUGCCACCACAGCAGCUGGCAACCCGUCUGCCGGGAAUCUCGGAGACAGCAAUGAUAUUUGCUGGAGUGGAUGUCACUAAGGAGCCUAUUCCCGUUCUGCCUACAGUGCAUUACAAUAUGGGAGGUAUUCCUACUAACUACAAAGGACAGGUGAUCACACACGUGAAUGGAGAGGAUAAAGUGGUUCCUGGAUUAUAUGCUUGUGGAGAAGCAGCCUCUGCAUCUGUCCAUGGCGCAAAUCGGCUCGGGGCAAACUCGCUCCUGGAUCUGGUGGUCUUUGGUCGCGCCUGUGCCCUUACGAUUGCAGAGACCUGCAAGCCUGGAGAGCCAAUUCCCUCCAUUAAACCAAAUGCUGGUGAAGAGUCAGUUGCUAAUCUUGACAAGUUAAGAUUUGCUAAUGGAACCAUAAGAACUUCAGAAGUGCGACUUAACAUGCAGAAGGCAAUGCAAAACCACGCAGCUGUGUUUCGUACUGGCUCUGUCCUCCAAGAAGGCUGUGAGAAACUUAGCCAAAUUUAUAGUGAUCUGGCUCAUCUAAAGACAUUUGACAGAGGUAUUGUGUGGAACACUGACUUGGUGGAGACCCUCGAGCUGCAGAACCUGAUGCUUUGUGCUCUGCAAACCAUUUAUGGUGCUGAGGCCCGCAAGGAGUCCCGAGGUGCUCAUGCCAGAGAGGACUAUAAGUUACGGAUAGACGAGUUUGACUAUUCUAAGCCGCUCCAGGGCCAGCAGCGGAAGCCGUUUGAAGAGCACUGGAGGAAGCACACCCUUUCCUAUGUGGAUAUCCCAUCUGGGAAGGUUACCUUGAAAUACAGACCUGUGAUUGACAGAACGUUGAACGAAGAAGACUGCUCAAGUGUGCCACCUGCUAUUCGCUCCUACUAGUCCUUAG